This is a messenger RNA of Solea solea (common sole), 1530 nucleotides long. RefSeq names its product NAD(P) dependent steroid dehydrogenase-like (gene nsdhl). The record is from RefSeq and is a predicted model, not a curated record. The transcript has 7 exons. Gene Ontology annotation, biological process: steroid biosynthetic process. Lineage: Eukaryota; Metazoa; Chordata; Actinopteri; Pleuronectiformes; Soleidae. Gene Ontology annotation, molecular function: 3-beta-hydroxy-Delta5-steroid dehydrogenase (NAD+) activity. The coding region runs from base 153 to 1190 and encodes 345 amino acids.
CGUUCUGACUGAGCGCAGGUGAGAGGAAGUUCAACUGAGUUUUCCUCUGUAGACUUUAAGUUAAUAACAAUACUUUUCUUCACAUACAGCUGCUGUCUUUGUAAAGUUUUCACCUCAGUGCCUUCCUGAGUUAAUAUCACUUCUCAGUCGUCAUGGCCACGCGUCUCAGACCGUGUAAUAAGCGGUGUGCCGUCAUUGGCGGCUCUGGCUUCCUGGGCAGACACCUGGUGGAGAAGCUGUUGGAGCGAGGCUACUCUGUGUCAGUGUUUGACAUCCAUCAGAGCUACGAGCUGCCUGGGGUCACCUUUCACCAGGGAGACCUCUGCAACAAACAGACUCUCCUGCCAGCGCUGAAGGACGUGUCCCUGGUAUUCCACUGUGCUUCUCCAGCUCCUGGCAGUGAUAACCGUGCAUUGUUUGAGAAAGUCAACAUCCAGGGCACACGCACUGUUAUUCAGGCCUGCAAAGAAGCUCAAGUACAGAAAUUGGUCCUGACAAGCAGUGCCAGUGUAGUGUUUGAAGGGACAGACAUUAAGAAUGGACGCGAGGACCUACCAUAUGCCAAGAAGCCCAUGGACUACUACACAGAGACCAAGAUUGAACAGGAGAAGUUGGUCCUCGCAGCUUGUGACAAAGAGAACGGUUUCUUCACAGUCGCCAUCCGCCCUCAUGGCAUCUUUGGCCCCCGGGACCCACAGCUGGUUCCUAUCCUGGUGGACACGGCUCGCAGGGGCAAGAUGAAGUUCAAAAUUGGCGAUGGGACCAAUCUGGUGGAUUUCACUUUUGUGGAGAACGUCGUUCAUGGGCACAUCCUGGCUGCUGAACACCUGAGGCCAGACUCGCCUAUAUGUGGAAAGCCGUAUCACAUCACUAAUGAUGAACCAGUGAGAUUCUGGGACUUCAUGUCUGAGGUGCUGGUCGGACUGGGAUAUGCUGCCCCGCGCUACCGCCUCCCCUACACCUUUGUGUACGGACUGGCCGUCCUCCUCUGGCUGCUGGCUCUGAUCUUGCGUCCACUAGUGUCAUUCAAACCCACAUUUACCCCAAUGAGAGUGGCUCUGGCUGGAACCCACCACUACUACAGCUGUGACCGCGCUAAGCAGGACAUGAGCUACAAACCGGUAGUCAGCCUGAAGGAGGGCAUCGCCCGCACCGUGCAGAGCUACCCUCACCUCAGACAAGGGGCCUGAUGUGAGGAUGGAGAUGAAGACUGUCGAGAUAAGUAAUUCUCUGGAUGUUAGCACAGUCGUGGUGAAAAUGAGGUGAUAAAGUCACCCGUGAAUGGACUAAACAAAAUGGGAAACCUCACUAUGUAUACUGCAUAAUGUUUAUAUGUGUGGUGUUUUUUUUUGCCAGCAGAUGGCAGCAGAGACAGUUUACUGCAGUUGGUUAUGAACAAGCACUUUUGAACAGAUUCUGUCCGCUUAAAUGUCCUGAUCUUACACUUACAAAUGUUCUGUUUUCAUGUUUCACCUGUUGUGCUGUACACGCAUUGAGAUGCUGCUGAUAAAUGACGAUACGUGCAUUCCA